Messenger RNA from Musca vetustissima, 688 nucleotides. It is a transcript of the gene Ilp4, whose product is annotated as probable insulin-like peptide 4. The record is from RefSeq and is a predicted model, not a curated record. The transcript is spliced from 3 exons. The coding region runs from base 56 to 688 and encodes 210 amino acids. Gene Ontology annotation, cellular component: extracellular region. Gene Ontology annotation, molecular function: hormone activity. NCBI's taxonomy places the organism in Eukaryota, Metazoa, Arthropoda, Insecta, Diptera, Muscidae.
AAUUGACACCAGGCAUGGUGCACUUCAUACGUCUGACAUAUUGAAGCCAGUGAUAAUGUCAUCAUCCCAGUGCUAUAACACGUCUCGUUCAGCAUUAAUUUUAUAUUUUGCAUUAUUUGUAUUCGUUGGCAAGUGCUCGGCCGGUAGACAAAGGAUAUGUGGAUCAGCAUUGACCGAUGUAUUGGCAUCGGUGUGUGUGAACGGUUUCAAUUAUCGCAUAAAAAGAUGUCUGGAAAUAGAAUAUGAAGCUUCAAAAACAUCACCGCCGGACGAUAGCUGGUAUUAUCGUGUUAAGGAUAUUCUACGUAAGCUUGAACCGCAAUCGAAUGAAAAUAACGGUAAAGUCUAUAUAGAAAUUAGUUCGCAUACGGAGACGACCCACAAGGUAGUAAUACGCAAACGCAGGCAAACGGAAAUAAUGCGUCCCCGUGGCGUUGCCGAUGAAUGCUGUACCAAUGGCUUUCCAUUGAUUGUCACCUCGGAUUUAAGCGAACCCAUACUUGAACCCAUAACACUUUGGUCGAAUAUAUUUCUAAAUGAAGAGGUAAAUUUUUUGGCAAAACUUCGUAGACGUCGCCGUGGUAUAGUCGAUGAAUGUUGCAGUAAGAAAGGUUGUUCGUACAAUGAAUUAUUAUCAUAUUGCCGAUUACAAAAUACCGAACAAGAAAUUGACCGAAGCAGUUUGUAA